This is a messenger RNA of Cannabis sativa, 1977 nucleotides long. RefSeq lists its product as uncharacterized. Lineage: Eukaryota; Viridiplantae; Streptophyta; Magnoliopsida; Rosales; Cannabaceae. The record is from RefSeq and is a predicted model, not a curated record. The transcript is spliced from 8 exons. Bases 497 to 1630 code for a protein of 377 amino acids.
GAACCCAGAAUCUCUGGUUCCGUAGACCAGCGCCUUAUCCAUUGGGCCAUUGAGUCAAUUUGUCUAGCUGUUUACAAGUAUUUUAUAAGAAAGAAUUAAACAAAGAGAAAUCUGACUAGCUUUUGGAGCUUCAGUUGGGGUUGGGUGGAACAAGACGACGACCUCAACAAAUUUGAAAAGUAAAUAUUAGCGUCAUAUACACUCUUCUCUCCCCGGUUCUUCUGCCUUUGGUUUGGUCCUUCACACAGAACUAACAUAGAUAUAGAUGUUUUUGUGCUUUUGUACAUAGUUUUCUUCUCUUUCUUCAUUUGCCUGAAUUGUGGCACAGAAUCCAAAAUAAAUUUUAUAUCUUUUGAAAAAAAAGCUCAAAUAAUAGAAAAGAGGAAGUGGGAUAUUUGGAAUCUUGACUAAAUGAAUUGAAGGAUUGGGGAUUACGGAUAAGUGGUUAGGAGUUCAUAAUUAUCAGGUUUUCUCGCUAUAUUAAUUAAUAUAAAAUAUGGGAAGAAAACAAUCCAUGCGGAGCAAAGCUGCCCACUUUGUAUCUGAUCUCACCACCGUCUUCCUCAACCCCAUUUCGGAUAAACCCUCCAAGUCCCAACCCACCUCACCUUCUCCGGUUUCUGUAGAUGAGACUGAGUCGAAAAGAAAUCAAGUUGAGUCAAUUGGUGAAGAGGGUUCUGAAGAUGUAGGUGUUGGUCCAGAUACUUCUUCCUUCUCUGCAUUUCUUUACUCGCUUUUGUCAUCUCCGAAGUCUGGAGAUAAUCCAAACUUAGAUGAAAAGGUUGAUGAGAAAGUGGAGCAGGCCAAUCCCCCACCUAACUCUGCAAUGAAAGAAAAUAGUGGAAGGAGAAGUCUAUUUUCCAAGGGAAAACAAACUCUUGGAAGGGUUGUUAGCCAAGCUGCUAGAAUUAGUGGGUAUCGAAAUCAGGAUCGCAGGGGUGAUUCUAACUUGAGAAUUGAUGGUAACAAUAAUGCUAAUAAUGAUAACUCUGGAGUGGAGAUGAGACCUAUCCAAAAAGUGAAUGAGCCAGAAUCUUCGGGUGACUUUCCAGGUGUUUCUGAACCUUCAUUACUUCUUUCGGAGAAUACAAGAACUGCUCUCUAUGCUUCACUUCCACCACUUGUUCAAGGACGGAAAUGGAUAUUAUUAUACAGCACAUGGAGGCAUGGAAUUUCACUUUCAACACUAUACAGAAGGAGCAUGAUUUGGCCUGGCCUCAGUUUACUGGUUGUUGGAGAUCGUAAAGGUGCAGUUUUUGGUGGCUUGGUCGAGGCACCCUUAAACCCAACCAACAAGAAAAAAUAUCAGGGAUCAAACACGACUUUUGUUUUCACAGAUAGACCUGGUCAUCCUGUUAUCUUUCACCCUACAGGUGCGAAUCGCUAUUUCACUUUGUGCUCCCUUGACUUUUUAGCAAUUGGCGGGGGUGGUCACUUUGCACUAUACUUGGACAAUGAUCUAUUAAACGGAUCAAGCUCAGUCUCGGAAACCUAUGGGAACCCUUGUCUUGCACACUCAGAGGACUUUGAAGUAAAAGAAAUUGAGCUGUGGGGUUUUGUGUAUCCAUCAAAGUACGAUGAGGUAGUUGCCAUGAGCCAUAUGGAAGCACCUGGUAUCUGUCGAUGGUGAAUGCUCUCAGACAAGGUUAAGGAACUGGCUGCCGAAACCUUAUUAUUGGUGGUUAAUGCUCGGUGAUGCUGACCCAACUAACGAGUGAAAUCACAGGUCUUUUUUGUACAGAUCAACUGUUUGUUGAUAAUGUCGUGAUGUCUUUCUGUUUUUUGCAUAUAAAGGUCGUUCCCUGUAUAUAUUUUUCAAUAAACACAUGCUGUUUAGAGAGCAGCCAGUUUUGUGGAAUGUAUGAUACUGUUUUUGUAGUUUUGAACAUGUUUGUAAUUGUAACCUCUUUAGUCCCCAUCUGUUAUCAGUUUGAUGGCUAAAUAUCAAAAUCAAUGCUGAUUCAAUACUUGAUUCGA